Messenger RNA from Olea europaea var. sylvestris, 2193 nucleotides. RefSeq lists its product as uncharacterized. The coding region runs from base 1 to 2193 and encodes 730 amino acids. The record is from RefSeq and is a predicted model, not a curated record. Gene Ontology annotation, molecular function: nucleic acid binding; zinc ion binding. The transcript has 3 exons. NCBI's taxonomy places the organism in Eukaryota, Viridiplantae, Streptophyta, Magnoliopsida, Lamiales, Oleaceae.
AUGGGGUUAAUUCACGUGUGUCUGUUGAAUGGAUCACAAGUGUCACUGGUUUUAAUUGAUCGUAGUUGCGGGUAUUUGAGGCUUGUCGACACAGUUAUGAAAGAGUUUAGCUUUGACCCUGCAAAAGUUGCUGUGACAAUGAAGUAUGUCUUGAACAGUGAUCUGCCUCCAGUAGCAAUCAAAGGUGAUGAAAACGUCUUGUCUUACAUGGUUUUAAAGGAUAUGAGUCGUGACCCUGCGAAAUAUCCAAUUCACAUCGAGGUGACAACUGCGGAUAUCGAAAAACAGCCUAUUGCGCUAUCAGUUGAUGUUCAAUCGAACGAGCACGGGUUUUCAUUAACAGAUAUGUCAUCAGACAUAUGUGGAGCAAUAAUGGAUCCAUCUAGUGACAAUCUUGAGCAUGAGGUCACAGUUGUGGCGGUGGCAGAUGCUAGGGAGGUAGAGGAAGGAAGAGUCUUCCGUAACAAGGAGAUAAUGAAAUUGAGCUUGUCGUUUUAUGUAAUCCAGAACAUGUUUGAGUACGUGGUUGUUCGGUCCGAUAAGAAAGACUAUCUUGUAAAAUGUUCAUGUGAUGAGUGUAAUUGGAUAUGUAGAGCAUCAAAGCUAGCCAAAACAGAUAUGUUUAAAAUCAGACACAUUGCAGAAGGUCACAUAUGUGCUUCAAACAUCGUACUUAGUACUCAUAGGCAAGUAACAAAGACGGUUGUAUCAACUUGCAUUAAGUAUAAGUACACAUCAUCGCGCACAAUAUACACACCGAAUGAUAUAUGCAACGACAUGCUGCAUACAUAUGGAGUAUCUUUGAAUUAUGUCCAAGCUUGGCGAUCUCGAGAGGAAACUCUGAAAGUGCUUAGGGGUGAUCCAACUGAUUCAUUCAAUAAGAUACCAGCAUUUUUUUCUGUGCUACAACAAACAAAUCCUGGAUCAGUGACAUGUCUAGAAAUUGAUGGUCACAAUAGGUUUAAAUAUUGUUUCAUGGCACUAGGUACAUCUAUACGGGGAUGGAAAUAUUGUAAGCCAGUUGUUGUGGUUGAUGGCACCUAUCUAAAUGGACACUAUGGUGGCACCUUAUUCACGGCAUGUACACAAGAUGCAAAUAACAGCAUUUAUGUACUUGCUUUCGGGAUUGGGGAUAACGAGAAUGACAGCUCCUGGACAUGGUUUUUUAGACAGUUGAGAAAAGCAUAUGGGGAUAGAGACAGUUUGUGCUUCGUGUCGGAUCGUCACAACAGCAUCAAAAAGGCGAUUGAAAACGUGUAUCCGGGAGCAUGUCACGGGAUAUGUUCUUACCAUCUACUACAAAAUCUAAAAUCACGGUACAGGAGAUCAGGACAAAACAUAACACAAGCAUUCAAUGCAGCUGUUCGUGCCUACACACUAUUGGAAUAUGAAUAUUACAUGCAACAACUCGGCUCAAUUAAUCAGAAGAUAAGGGGUUAUCUGGACGAAGUUGGACCUGAGAGAUGGUCACGUGUCCACAUGCCUUCAAACCGGUAUUCUACAAUGACAUCGAAUAUUAUGGAGUCGGUUAAUGCGGUCACAAAGUCUGCCAAGAACUACCCUAUUCUAGCUUUGUUGGAGUCAUUGAGACAAAUUCUACAAUCUUGGUUCUGUAGGCACAAGGAGGAUGCCCAAGGCACUUUUACAACCUUGUCAAUCAAGUAUGAGAAGAAGAUGAGGGAAAUGAGUACAGAUAUGAGAAACUUGAGGGUUUCACCCAUUAAUCAGGCAAUGUUCUCAGUUAGCGGUGAAAGUUCCUCCUUCGUUGUUGAUAUAGAAAACCGGACAUGCACAUGUAGGAUGCUUCAAGUUGAUCAACUACCUUGUCCACAUGCUUUGGCUGUGUUUGCGAGUAUGAAGAUGGAUCCAUAUGAAUACUUCUCCUACUACUACACAAGUGAAGCGUUCAGAAAUACAUACCAAGAAACCAUUUUUCCGGUAGGAAAUCCAGCUGAAUGGACAGUGCCAAAUGAUGUCCAUGACAUAGUUGUAAUUGCACCUAAUCAAAAGCGAAGUUGUGGAAGGCCUACUGAGAAGAGAUUCAGAGCAGCGUACGAGGAAAACAUAACCAUCAAAUGUGGUCGGUGUGGUGAAAGUGGUCACAAUCGUAGAACAUGCAGCAACUUAGUUCCGUUGAGUCAAAGCAACAAGAAUAAAGAGAGGAAGAGGAUGAAGACUGGAAAUGCACAUUGA